Messenger RNA from Saccharomyces paradoxus, 1410 nucleotides. It is a transcript of the gene MSF1, whose product is annotated as phenylalanine--tRNA ligase. Gene Ontology annotation, biological process: phenylalanyl-tRNA aminoacylation. The coding region runs from base 1 to 1410 and encodes 469 amino acids. Gene Ontology annotation, cellular component: mitochondrion; cytoplasm. The record is from RefSeq and is a predicted model, not a curated record. Gene Ontology annotation, molecular function: ATP binding; phenylalanine-tRNA ligase activity; tRNA binding. NCBI's taxonomy places the organism in Eukaryota, Fungi, Ascomycota, Saccharomycetes, Saccharomycetales, Saccharomycetaceae. The transcript has a single exon.
AUGUUUCCCAAUAGAAUAAUAAGGACCAGAGCUGGCCUUUAUCGCCUAUAUUCAACCCUUAAAGUCCCACAUGUGGAAAUCAAUGGUAUAAAUUACAAGACUGACCCCAAGAUUACCAAUGUUACAGAUUCAAUAAUAAAACUUACAGGUAGAUCGUUACAUCUCAAAGAAUCACAUCCAGUAGGCAUUCUUCGCGAUCUAAUUGAAAAGAAAUUAAACUCAGUCGACAACACAUUCAAGAUCUUUAAUAAUUUCAAACCUGUGGUAACCACUAUGGAAAACUUCGAUUCCUUAGGGUUUCCUAAGGAUCAUCCUGGAAGAUCAAAAUCAGACACAUACUAUAUAAAUGAAACACACCUAUUGAGAACACAUACUUCUGCUCACGAAUUAGAAUGCUUUGAAAAAAUAAGGAAUGAUGCAGAUAACAUUAAAAGUGGAUUCCUUAUAUCUGCAGAUGUGUACAGAAGAGAUGAAAUUGACAAGACUCAUUAUCCGGUAUUUCACCAAAUGGAAGGUGCCACAAUUUGGAGACGAACCAAGGCGAAUGAGGGCGCAAAAGAGCCCACUUAUAUCGAGAAGAUCCGCGAAGAUAUCAGACAGGUAGAGGAUCAGUUAAAUAAAGAAAAUGUAAAGAUUACCGUUGACGACGAUACUAUACCUUUAAAAGAAUAUAAUCCUAAACAGGAGUAUAUGUCCGAUCUGGAGGUUGAUUUAUGUUCUCAACAUUUGAAGAGAUCCGUUGAAUUGAUAGUUUCUGAAGUCUUCAAUAAAAAAAUAUCCAGCAUGGUCAAGAAUAAAGCGAAUAAUACACCUAAAGAGCUAAAAGUCCGUUGGAUUAACGCUUACUUCCCCUGGACUGCACCCUCUUGGGAAAUAGAAGUUUGGUGGCAGGGUGAAUGGCUCGAACUUUGUGGAUGCGGAUUGAUCCGCCAAGAUGUGCUACUCAGAGCCGGCUAUAAGCCUUCUGAAACAAUAGGUUGGGCUUUUGGCUUGGGUCUAGAUCGCAUCGCUAUGCUUCUUUUCGAAAUUCCAGAUAUUAGGCUGCUGUGGAGCUCCGAUGAAAGAUUCUCAAAACAGUUCUCCAAGGGUUUGAUCACUUCCUUCAAACCAUACUCAAAGCACCCAGGAUCAUUUAGGGAUGUUGCGUUUUGGUUACCAAAAGAUAAACUAGAUGUUCAUCAAGUUCAUGAAAAUGAUUUAAUGGAAAUCAUUAGAAAUAUAGCUGGUGAUUUAGUAGAGAGUGUUAAACUAGUUGACAGUUUCACGCAUCCGAAAACCGGUAGAAAAUCCAUGUGCUACAGGAUCAAUUAUCAAUCGAUGGACAGAAAUUUGACAAACGCUGAGGUUAACGCUUUGCAAGACAUGGUGUGUUCUAAGUUAGUAAAAGAUUAUAGCGUAGAACUCAGAUAA